Messenger RNA from Paralichthys olivaceus (Japanese flounder), 5939 nucleotides. RefSeq names its product transcription factor COE1-A. Gene Ontology annotation, biological process: regulation of transcription by RNA polymerase II. Gene Ontology annotation, molecular function: RNA polymerase II cis-regulatory region sequence-specific DNA binding; DNA-binding transcription factor activity, RNA polymerase II-specific. NCBI's taxonomy places the organism in Eukaryota, Metazoa, Chordata, Actinopteri, Pleuronectiformes, Paralichthyidae. The record is from RefSeq and is a predicted model, not a curated record.
UUCUCAGAGUGAGUCCUUUGGGAAGAGUCACAAAGCGUAUUCCUCCAGAGAGAGAGAAAGGGAGCGCAGUGUCGGGAGUCAGCCGCAGGAAGCAGCGCUGCUCGGGACCUCCGCUAAAGUCCCGCACCACUGGGUCGAGAGACACGAAGAGAAAGCAAAGAGCGAAAAGGGGAAGAAAGAAGCGUCAGAUGAGGAUGACAUGUGAUCUAGGUGCGAGCUGAUCUCUAUGUUUUCUCUGUGACAGCUCCAACUGUGGAUCUCCGAGCACACCAGGAGUGACUUUUACGCACCUUCCCGCACUGGGUCAGUCCGCGUCCUGGCGUCCGUGUGGCGAUUUAAAUUCGUGUUUCAAGUGACUGGCAUUUCGGAUUCUACUCUUCAGAUGUGAUUUCUCAUCAGUUCUAGCGCCCACUUCCACCUCAGGACUAGAAUUAAAGGAAUACAGAGUUCAUUGCCUGAUUUCCAGCGAAGCGCACUCAGCAGCAGCAGCAGCAGCGAAGAGCGCACCCACGUUUCUCCACUUGAAUCAGGGUGAAAGAUCAGGAGUGCACGGUGACGCGGGGAGAGACCGAAAGAACCGAGGUUUAGAGGCAGCAGAUCUUCGGAGGUUUGUUAAUGUUCGGGAUCCAGGAGAGCAUCCAGAGAAGCGGCAGCAGCCUGAAGGAGGAGCCGCUGGGAGGCAUGAACGCAGUCCGGGGCUGGAUGCAGGGGGGCGGCGUGCUGGACGCCAACACGGCCGCCCAAAGUGGAGUGGGUCUGGCCCGGGCUCACUUCGAGAAGCAGCCGCCCUCCAACCUGCGGAAGUCCAACUUCUUCCACUUCGUCCUGGCUCUGUACGACCGCCAGGGUCAGCCGGUGGAGAUCGAGAGGACCAACUUCGUGGACUUCAUCGAGAAGGAGAAGGAGACGAGCGGAGAGAAGACCAAUAACGGGAUUCAUUACCGGCUGCAGCUUCUUUACAGUAACGGCAUCAGAACGGAACAGGACUUUUAUGUUCGGCUCAUUGACUCCAUGACAAAACAGGCGAUUAUUUAUGAAGGCCAAGACAAGAACCCAGAGAUGUGCAGAGUGCUGCUGACACAUGAGAUCAUGUGCAGUCGGUGCUGUGACAAGAAGAGCUGUGGAAACCGUAAUGAGACACCCUCAGACCCCGUUAUCAUCGACAGAUUCUUCCUCAAGUUUUUCCUGAAGUGCAACCAGAACUGUUUAAAGAACGCGGGGAACCCACGGGACAUGAGGCGGUUCCAGGUGGUGGUAUCGACCACGGUGAGCGUGGAUGGACAUGUCCUGUCCGUGUCCGACAACAUGUUUGUGCACAACAACUCCAAACAUGGCCGACGGGCCCGCAGGCUUGACCCCGUGGAAGGAACGCAGUCUUACCUAGACCACGGAGCAGCUCCCUGCAUUAAAGCUAUCAGCCCCAGUGAGGGGUGGACCACGGGGGGCGCUACAGUCAUCAUCAUCGGAGACAACUUCUUUGAUGGUCUCCAAGUCAUUUUCGGUACCAUGCUGGUUUGGAGCGAGUUGAUCACGCCUCAUGCCAUCCGGGUGCAGACGCCUCCCAGACACAUUCCCGGGGUCGUCGAGGUCACUCUGUCUUACAAAUCUAAACAGUUCUGCAAGGGCACACCAGGAAGGUUCAUUUAUACAGCCCUGAAUGAACCAACCAUCGACUACGGUUUCCAGAGGCUUCAGAAAGUCAUCCCACGACACCCCGGGGACCCAGAGAGGCUGCCAAAGGAGGUUAUUCUGAAGAGAGCAGCGGACCUGGUAGAAGCCCUCUAUGGUUUGCCACAUAAUAACCAGGAGAUCAUCCUGAAGCGUGCGGCGGACAUCGCAGAGGCUCUCUACAGCGUUCCACGAGGACACACCCAGCUCUCCGGCUCCACCCACAGCGGCAUGAUGGGGGUCAACUCUUUUGCAGGGCAGCUGUCCGUCAAUGUCUCCGAACCACCACAGGCCAAUCAGGGUUUCGUGCGCAGCAGCAGUAGUGUGUCCCCUCACGGUUAUGUGCCUAGCUCCACGCCCCAGCAGACCAGUUACACCUCAGUCACCAGCACCAUGAACGGCUACGGUAACAACACAGGCAUGACCAACCUGGGAGGCUCGCCCACUUUCCUCAACGGCUCUGCAGCCAACUCGCCUUAUGCUAUUGUCCCAUCCAGUCCCACCAUGGCCUCCUCCACCUCCCUCCCCUCCAACUGCUCCUCCUCUUCUGGCGUCUUCUCCUUCUCUCCGGCCAACAUGGUGUCGGCGGCCGUUAAGCAGAAGUCAGCCUUUGCUCCGGUGGUCAGGCCCUCCUCCUCCCCUCCGCCCUCAUGUACCAGCGUCAACGGCAACGGGCUCCAAGAUCAGACAUUUGUGGACUCUAGCAAGUACUCAACAGCCAGCUCUCUACAAGGCCUGGCCUUCACCUGAACAAUCCCUGGAAUGAUUGUCCCACCCAUGUAAAAGGUGUGAGUACAUGAAUGUGUGUGUGUGUGUGUGUGUGUGUGUGUGUGUGUGUGUGUGUGUGUGCACGUGUGCGUGCGUGCGUGUGUGUGUGUAUGUGUGUGUGAGAUGAACCAAGCACACUCACACCGAUCCUGGCGGAGGAUUUUGGUGGGAGUCGGACUCCGGUCUGGGGAUGGAAGCAGCUGUCCCUAUCUGAAGGAACAAACCCAACUCAGGCCCUUUCUAACACGGAAAAAACAAACAACUGCAAGGAAACAAAUGUUUGCGAGGAAAAGAGUUGUUUAGACUUUGUACACCUUGAUGCUUUUAUAGGAGAAUGGCCACGCCUACAUCACGACUCUCCAUGGACACUGGAAGUGUAUUUAUUUUGGAGAGAAUCCACUUCCUCCCUUGAGCGAUUGUUGAUUUGUUUUAAUUUUUGUGCAGUUAACGUGUGAUAUUCAUCUUCUAACUGUAUCUCCUACAUGAGGGAUUUUCUAUUUAUGACGUCUGGUCGUUAAUGAAGGAAUAUAAUGUGAAGAAUACCUAACGAUGAUGGUGUUGAUGAUGAGUAAAAAACCAUGAUGAUGAUGAUGAUAAUGAUGAAGAGGCUGCAUGGAUUCAUACAGGGUCAAAUCCAGCCGACGCAGACAAGCCAAACCAGACACACACACACUAUCACUCCUCUUUGCCAAAUCCACACACGCUCUUUCAUCUCCAUUCAAUCAUUCAGUUUGAUGGAUUCAGAUGCUUCCUGCCUGCGACUGAUGCUGAUGAUGCUCUUCUGUGCUCGUUUAGUGAAAAAGUCCAAGUCUGCCUUUCAGCGAACACUCUGCAGAGAGGAAGAGAAUUCAGUCACUCAUCAAACCAAGACGAACUUUGUUUUAAGAGAGAGAGAGUGCAUACCUCCACCAAAUGAAAACCACACUUAAAUCCACUGGAUACUGAUUUGUAUUUGGAUCCGCACAAAACUGCGCAUAAACCCCCGCCUGAUCCUCCUGGUAAUCCAUCUAGUAGUUUUUGCGUAAUCUUGCUUACAACAAACCAACCAACGAAUGGAUCUGCAGAGGUGAAAACAAAACCUCCUCGGUAAUAGUUAGUUGUAAAAAGGCCAUAAAUUGAUGAAGCUCCAACCUAACAGAGAGGUGUGUGAUGACUUGAUGCCAACAGCAGCUUCACUGUCGAGGAUUUGACCCAACAACUCUGCCAACGAGUCUGUCCAUCGCUCCUGUGACCAUUUGAUCUGUUUUUAAGUGGGACGCAGCCACGGUGACCUCUAAGGGACAACAUGUCUUAAAGACUGCUGCCAUUUUGACUUCAGUUUUGCUGUGGGAUUUGAUUUCGUAUGUAUCUCAUAUUUUUGUCUUAACUCCCUCUGUUGGUUUGCUGUGACUUUAACUCUUUUUGUUUUUUUUCGUGAUUAGACAGCCAAUCAGAUUUGAUUGUGUAACCUGCCCACUGAUCUAGUGAAAACUAGCCAAUGGUGUGUCUUAAAUUCUGCGCUGCAAGAAUUGCCAAGUCGUUAAAGUUUCAACUGAGUCAAAAAAAAAACUUUAACUGAGGUACAUGGCUUAAAAUCUGCCCCACUUAACAUUUAUUUAAAGGAGACAUAGUUUGCUUUUGAGUUUUCCUUUCCUCUAGUGUGUUAUAUAGUUUUUUGUGUAUGGAAAAUUUCUGCAAAUUUAAAAGGCCAAAAGUUCACUGUAAAAGGAGCUCCCCACAGUGAACGAAACUGAAAUGCCUUGUCGAUAGUCCGAUGCCCCACGUUUGCACAAUCCACACCUAGCGACUGGUCUGGCACAGUCCCUAACAAAGCCAAGUGAGGCGAGAGCAGAGGCCGACAUUUCCUACACACAGUGGAAGUGGUUGGCCAAUCACAACAGAGUGGGUCAACUGACUUAAAGAGACAGGAGCUAAAACCAAGUAUCUCGGACAGAGGCUGAACAGAAGAGCUGCAGCAAUAGACAGUACGAGGAGAGUAAUUUGUUUUCUAAACAUUGGCAGUAAGUAAUUCAAAUUAUUAACCUCAAUACAAGCAUAGUAUGUCUCCUUCAACCAUAAUUACAUCCUGCUUUUGCACAUAUUUUCUUAAGAAGUAAAGAUUCCAUGUCCACACGGGACAGUUUUUGCAGCGCAGGGCAACUUGCCAGCAACAUGUCUUAAAAUUGCAGUGUGUGGAAACUCCCUGAUGGUUUGUUGUGAACGUCACUGCUCCCUCAGCACUGCAGUCUGAGCUUGCACCUCACUGUGUGUGAUUCUAUAGUCUUAACGCUUUUAAUUUGUGUUCUGUUAAUUUUGCCAAAGCCCUUAUUUGAGAUGUUGAUGCCCAAACAGUCUUAUGCCACAGUUUCCCUGCUGUUCAACACGUGUUUUCUUGUCACAAGCAGUAUAAGCCAAUAAUGUUAUUUUAUGUCAGUGCUGUAUAAGAGAGUCAGAUUUCAGAUUUGCCACAACUAGAAACUAUUUAAAAGGGAAUUUUACUGGACAGAAAACCUCACUAUACCCAAACUUAAACUUCAGAUUGAUGCUAAAUGAGUGAAAAACACCCUCUCAGACAAAAGUCAGUAGCCUCAGCAGACUGACGGCAGUAUUCAAAACUAAAACCCUGAAAACUCACGUCCUUCAUUAUGUUCACAUGUUCUCAUUUGCUUUGUCUUUUUGUCAGAGGACCUGAAUGUUUUUUGAUUUUAUAUUAUAUUGUCUGUUUAUUAAAAGCCAUACUUCCACUGCUUAUUUCAAUCAAACUAAAAGAAGCCAUGGUGUAUUUUUUUUAAUAAUUUCUAAGUUAUAGAAGUUUCAUUUUGUAUCAUCAAUGUUAAAGUCUGCAUAAUUCUUUUGUAUUAUCUAGACGUAGCAUUUACAAAUUUGUCAAUAUGAUUGUCUGUGUUUGUCUUUCAUGGAAUGAUGAUGAAAGAAAGAGAUGGAUGGAAAAAAUGUCUCUUUCUCUCUCCUUUCUCCUGCUCCAGUCAGGUUUUCUGUCCUCUCUCUGCUCCCUUUCCUCUCUUCAUGUCCCUCCCCCACCUUGUUUUGAUUGUGCUAUUAAUACUCUGUAUGUUUGACUUCUGCUUUUUCUUUUUCUUCACUUUUCCUUUUAAAAAAAAUGAGCCACCUAUUUAUUUUAUCUCAAACAUGGGUCUGGAGACCACUCUUCUGUUGGUGAGCGUGUGUGUGUGUGACUGAGUGUCAUCAUUUUUCCUUUAAAAAGAAAAAUGUAAUAUUUUAAUUAAGUUGAGGGGAUGUUUUUUUUUUUGUGUGUUUGUAUAUUACAUAGUUUAAAUACCUGUACAGGAAGAAGCGAAAAGAGGGUUUGGCUUAAUGAAGUAUGAUGAAGCACUUGUCAAACAACACAUUCAUCGCAGCUUGUCUGGAUUCAGUGGCGGUCAUCAUUCACACACGUUAUCAGCAGUAUCAGUGUGGAAGUACAGAGGAAACUACUGUAAAGAUGAUAAUGUUGAUUUUUUAUUAUUAUUAUUUUGAACUUUGAAGUGUAAAGUAACUUUUUGACU